CUCCCGCCCCUUUCUGCCCAGUUCUCUGCCCUAGUGGCUUUCCCCAGCCCUGCAUCACAUCCAGACUGCUGGCCUUCGGUCCCCGGUCCCCGGUCCCCGAAGAGAACAGGAGCGUGUCUGCAGGCAUGGGAACCUCAGACAGUGGGGAGGCGGGGCCUGGGGCUCCCCAGCCCAACCGCAUCGAGGUGCACGUCCACCAGGAGUCAGGUCUGGCCAAGCUCCUGCUGAGUGGGUGCUCCCUGCUGCAGCCCCUGGUCCUGCAGCCCCGCACUGCGUCCCAGACCCUGGGCAGCAGCCGGCUGCUGGUGGCCUCCUGGGUGGUGCAGAUCGUGCUGGGGGUGUUGAGUGGGGUCCUGGGAGGCUUCCUCUACAUCUCCCGCUCCACCACCCUGCGGGAAUCGGGAGCUCCCAUCUGGACCGGGGCUGUGGCUGUGCUGGCUGGAGUUGUCGCCUUCGUGUAUGAGAAACGCGGUGGCAUCUACUGGGCCCUGCUAAGGACCGCGCUCGCGCUGACAGCUUUCUCAACGGCCACUGCCGCCAUCGUCAUUGCAGCUGCAAAUUUCAACCAGUACCACUAUUCUUUUUAUGACAAUAUCUGUGAUGUCUCUCCACCCUGGGGUCCCACCUGGCCCCCCGGCACCCCAAAUCCAGAUGUCAGCAGACAACAGCUGUGCAUCUUGUACCUGGACAAGCUGAAGGCCAUGUUCACAGGCCUUCAAGUCAUACUAUUAGGUGUCUGGGUUCUGCUGCUCCUGGCGUCUCUGGUCCCCCUGUGUCUGUGCUGCUGGAGGAGGUACCAACAGAAGGAGCAUGUGGAGGUACCCAAGUCGCAACUGCGACUUAGGGCAGCUGGGGCAACACCAGACCCUUAACCCACUGCCCCACCGCAGGAACUCGCAUUCCUGUCUUUCUACCCCAGUGGUGGCUCAGCCCAGGGAGCCCCUGUCCCUGAGCAAGUGGCACCCCAUCCAAAGACUCCAGGAAGCCAGGGAAGUCUGCGUCCAUAGCGGGACCUCAGGGCUCUGCCGCAUCAGGUACCGAGAGGCUGAUGCUGGAUCUGACAGGCUCCAGAACGAAGCCUGCGCCCUCUCUCUGCCCCCAGCUGACUCAUCCUGCCUUUGCCCUUAGAAGGGAGACCUUCUCCUGGAAGAUACUGCCGCGAGUGGUGAAAUCUAGCCCCACCCCUCCAGAGGACUCAGACCUGGAGCUCCACCUGGAUGGGUCCCACCUCUGCCUCCUGGGAGAAAACUCGGGGCAGAGGGAGGCCCCCCCCCCAGCCCCACCUACCCUUCCCCUACAGCCUGGCCACCGCCCCGCUCCACCAGCCGUCUGAGCUGCUCUUGCCCGUUUCCUGCUCAGCUUCACCGUCCUGCCUGCUUCGUGUCUCCUCCUGAGCAAUGUUAAUAAACUCUCCUGACGCUGCUCCCA
This is a messenger RNA of Sus scrofa (pig), 1428 nucleotides long. NCBI's taxonomy places the organism in Eukaryota, Metazoa, Chordata, Mammalia, Artiodactyla, Suidae. The record is from RefSeq and is a predicted model, not a curated record.